AUGUCGUUACCGGUAUCACAAUUCCUUUCCCCACCACCCAUUGGGUCUGUUCUCUUCAAGAACCCGCCAGACACCGUCCCUCCGACUGAUGAACUAGAGUCCCUGCAUGCGGAACUCAAAAAUUUGAAACAGAAGACUUUGGAGCGAGCCAGGAAGGCAGGAGAAGACCUCAAGGCUAUUGAAGAGUCGAUGAGGCGUCUGAAGGAGAAGGAGAAGGGAAAGGCUAAAGCAAUCGAGAAGGUGAAGAAGGAACGCGCCUUCACUCCACUUCCGAAUGGCGAUGAAGCCAGAUUGCCCUCUCAGCCACCAGUAGCUCAACAGAAACCUCGCUUACCAUCAGUGUCCGCGCCUUCAAUCCCUCCUACGCCCACUCCCACUGUGGAGCCUCGCAAGUCCACGGCGGAAGAGUCGAAGAAGAAGAAAAAGAAACGGAAACGUGACGAACUCAGUGAUAUUGAGCCGGAACCAGUUAAGGUCAGGAAAGCAUCCCCUGUACCUGCUCACACACAUCCACAUUUACCGCCGCCUCCAUCGGCUCCAAAGCCUCCUAAAUACCCGUCCUCAUCUCUGGUGUUUAACAAGCCUGCCGCUGGACCUGAUUUUGCAUUGCCUCCGCCCAUGUCCCUGCUUCCCGCUCGUCCACCUGUCCAGCCAACACCGGUGGCAGGACCGAGCAAAACGACAGAUGUAGAGGAGGAUUUCAGCAAAAGUAAACCUUCUGGUCAGCAAGUGCAGAUCAUGACCUUUUACACCAGCAUCGAGCCGUGGAUUCGCCCAAUCAAGGAGGAGGACGUGGGGUUUCUGGAGUACACUGCUGACGAAUUAGAGCCAUUCGUGAUGCCGAAACUUGGGCGUCAUUACUCAGAAGUCUGGGAAGAGGACGACACUGCUCUGCACGGCGGCCCGCUUCCCGGCACAGCUGCCGUGCGUACAGGCCGAAGUUAUGCUUCGAGUUUGACGUCCCCGUUGCCGCGCUGGGAGCCAUCGACACUCAUGGAAUCUGACUUGCUCACUGAGGAACGGGGUCAUGGACCUCUGACAGAACGGUUGAUUAGUGCUCUGAUACCCAUGCACGACUCAACCGAAUGGAAAGGUGUCAAGGCAGCUGAAGAGGCGAUGGAGGGACGUCCUGGGACGAACGGUGCCGCCGCCGCCGCAGCGCGAGAUAAGCUGAAUGUCGCAGAUCUGGAAGAUCGCGUGAAGAACGUCUUACGCUUUCAUCGCCUCCUAGACGAAGUUCCCGAUUUCUCGGAGGCAGUAGAUGACCCCAUUGCCACCGCUUUGCGCCAUGCCCAGCGCGAACUGCGCACGGUCCUUGCCACAAACAAGGUUCGCAGAGCACGUCUCACCGCUAUUGCCCGCGACCGGCUCGGGUAUCAAGAGUAUGUCGAGAUGCGCGAUUCCCUCGACAAGAACAUAACUACCCUAUAUACCAAGUUGCAGAGGAAGGAUGGCCCCAAAGCUAAUAAGAAAAAGAAGAAAGGCGCGGAGCUUAACGGAGGUGUCAAUGGGGUGCAGCCGACCGGUAUCAGCGCGCUGCCUCCAUGUCCUGCUGCGCUUGGUUUGGGCCACGACGAGGAUAAUCGGCUGCAUGUUCCCGAACAGCUCCAGCAUCUAGUGGAGACUCGGCGGCGAUGGGUCGACACGAUCGGUGGGGUGUUUCACGACAAGCAGCAGCAGCAUCCCGGUCGGAUAUGGGGCAUGCCCCAAUACAGUGUCUACGAGGAUAUCGACGAGGAGGUGCGACAAGAGUUGGCACGGCUCGGGCCUCCGCCUUCUGCGCAGAGUGCGAAGGAGGCGACUGCACGGACUAGUAACAGUACAGUGAGUGUCUCUGCGAAGGGGAAGGAGAGAGCAUUGGAUGGCAUGGAGAUUGGAUGA
Molecule: messenger RNA, 1881 nt
Organism: Fibroporia radiculosa
Lineage: Eukaryota; Fungi; Basidiomycota; Agaricomycetes; Polyporales; Fibroporiaceae
Exons: 6
Coding region: 1-1881 (626 amino acids)
Biological process (GO): regulation of transcription by RNA polymerase II
Cellular component (GO): SAGA complex
Molecular function (GO): transcription coactivator activity
Source: RefSeq, a predicted model, not a curated record